GGACUUGGAUGGACAAUCAUUCACAAUAAGUGGGUGUGGGGAUGGGGAUGUGGAUUGAGAAGGAGGAGCUUGAGUAUGUGUUGGUUCCGUUGGGUAUGUUGGUGUUCGUGAUGUACCAUGUUUGGCUUCUCUACACUAUUCUCCGCACUCCUCUCCGAACUGUCAUUGGCCUCAACGCCCACUCUCGCCACCAGUGGGUUCUAUGCAUGAUGAGUGAUCCGCUGAAGAAUGGGGUUUUGGCAGUUCAAACCAUACGCAACAACAUAAUGGCAUCCACUCUUCUUGCCACAACAGCAAUCACACUGAGUUCUCUGAUUGGAAUCUUUGCUACCAGCACUGGCGCUUCAGAGGGCAUGCCUUUUAUACCUUACACAGCCACUUCCAUCAAACAAAUCUGCAUCACAAUUUGCUUCCUUAUUGCAUUUCUAUGCAAUGUGCAGUCCAUAAGAUACUAUGCCCAUGUCAGCUUCCUAAUCACGGCGCCUACGGUCGGAGACCAAAGGGAGCAUAUGGAAUACAUUGGCAAGAUCCUCAACCGGGGAAGCCAUUCUUGGUCCCUCGGAUUGCGGGCCUUUUAUCUCUCAUUUCCUCUCUUCCUAUGGAUUUAUGGUCCCAUACCUAUGUUUGCUUGUUGUUGCUUCACCUCAUUUAGUUUGUACUUCUUGGACACUACAGCUAAAGUUACAAGGGAUCUUCACAGUAACUCAUUCAGGAAAGAGACCCCAUCAACUCAUCAUGAUGAUGAUGAUGAUGCACACUCUGCACUCCAUUCUCCUUAUUAUUCCUUACCCGGUAACAACAACUCGUCUCCAAAUUUAGCUGCGGAUAAUCAUGUAUAACUAUGUAACAGUUUUGACCCUAUUAUUAUGUAAUGUCAAUGCUUGUGGAAUGCCAUUAACUUGGUGCAUCAUCAUGCACCAGGAUAGUAAUGCAUUGGAUUUUGCAGAGUUGAUCUCUGUUACAUCAAUAAUCAUACAAGAGUUGAUCACA
Molecule: messenger RNA, 990 nt
Organism: Arachis duranensis
Lineage: Eukaryota; Viridiplantae; Streptophyta; Magnoliopsida; Fabales; Fabaceae
Exons: 2
Coding region: 42-839 (265 amino acids)
Source: RefSeq, a predicted model, not a curated record